CCUGAACAAAGGUAGAACAGCCUGCCUCAAAAAACCCACUUCCUUAAGGCAAGGCCCAUGGUCUGUAUAAAAUGCCAGCUGGCCAGAGACACCCCACCAGACCCGAGAGGCCCGACAACUUGAACUUUUCUCUGUGCCAGGUCCGGCCUCCUCUGAAGCAUGAGUUCCCACCAGCAGAAGCAGCCCUUCGUCCCACCCCCUCAGCUUCAGCAGCAGCAGGUGAAACAGCCCUCCCAGCCUCCUCCCCAGGAACCAUAUGUCCCCCAAACCAAGGAGGCGUUCCACACCAAGGUGCCACAACCUGGCCACACCACGGUGCCACAACCUGGCCACACCAAGGUUCCGGAGCCAUACCACCCCAAGCAGCCCGAACCAAGCAAGCCUACGUUUCCUGAGCAGGGUCACACCAAAGUCCCUGAGCCGGUCCACCCUAAGUUCCCUGAGCCUGGCCAGUCGAAGACUCCUGAGCCAUCUCCCUCAGUGGUCAUCCCAGGCCCAGCCCAGCAGAAGACCAAGCAGAAGUAAAGUGGGCCACAGCCACACGCCUGAGGAGCCGACCCGGCACUGAAUGCCUCCGCUUCUGCUUCUGUGUCCUACCUGCCUACAGACCUUGUAUCUGCAUGUUCUCACCCUGCCUUUCCUAUUUGCAUCUAAAAAUAUGUGCUAUGAAGCUCUUCCUUACACUAACUUUGGAGGUCCCCUGAGCCUCUAAAUUACACAGGGGUCUUAGUGGUUUUAGUCUAAAUUACUGCUCAGGGUUCAUCCGAAGAGGGAAUCUGGAUGGGAAGAAAUGCAUGUUUCCU
Rhinolophus ferrumequinum (greater horseshoe bat) is the source of this 803-nucleotide messenger RNA. Its product is annotated as small proline-rich protein 3-like. The transcript has 2 exons. Bases 160 to 525 code for a protein of 121 amino acids. The record is from RefSeq and is a predicted model, not a curated record. Lineage: Eukaryota; Metazoa; Chordata; Mammalia; Chiroptera; Rhinolophidae.